Messenger RNA from Protopterus annectens (West African lungfish), 1287 nucleotides. Its product is annotated as vomeronasal type-2 receptor 26-like. The coding region runs from base 1 to 1287 and encodes 428 amino acids. The transcript is spliced from 4 exons. NCBI's taxonomy places the organism in Eukaryota, Metazoa, Chordata, Ceratodontiformes, Protopteridae. Gene Ontology annotation, biological process: G protein-coupled receptor signaling pathway. Gene Ontology annotation, molecular function: G protein-coupled receptor activity. Gene Ontology annotation, cellular component: membrane. The record is from RefSeq and is a predicted model, not a curated record.
AUGUGUCCCAGGCAGCUCCUACAUUAUGUGAAGAAUGUAAUUUUCAAAGACAGUUCUGGUGAGACCGUUUAUUUUGACAGAAAUGGAGAUUCUCCCGCAAUUUAUGACAUACUAAACUUUCAGGUAGCGAGUGAUGGAAGAAUGACAAAGUAUGUUCACGUGGGCUACUAUGACUCAAGCCUUCCUGCCAGAUAUAAUUUAUACAUUAAUGACAGCCUGAUUUCAUGGAAUGUGUACAACACAAUGAUCCCGCACUCAGUCUGUAGUGAAUCGUGUACUCCUGGAUUUAGGAAAGCUGUUCGUAGAGGAGAACCAUUCUGUUGCUUUGAUUGCAUUCAAUGUUCCAAGGGAGAAAUAAGCAAUGAAACUGAUGCUAAUAACUGCUUCAGAUGCCCUGAAGACCAAUGGUCAAAUGAGAAACAGACUACAUGCAUCCAGAAAUCUGUUGACUUUCUUUCUUAUGAAGGAGCACUUGGGUCAUCUCUGACUGGUUCCACAAUAUUUUCUUCAAUGAUUAUAGUUUUUGCCCUGUGUACUUUUGUUAAGUAUAGAUACACCCCGAUUGUGAAAGCAAACAACCGUGAACUCAGUUUUCUUAUUCUUGUUUCCCUGUUCUUCUGCUUCCUGUGUCCCUUGAUGUUCAUUGGUCAGCCACAUACACUGACCUGCUUGCUCCGACAGACUGUAUUUGGGAUAGUAUUUUCCUUCUCUGUUUCUGGGAUACUGGCUAAAACUGUUACAGUGGUCAUUGCUUUUAAAGCAACAAAGCCUGACAGCAAGUUAAGGAAAUAUGCAGGACCAAAAACUCCCUACUUUAUUGUCUUCUUUGGCACCCUGGUGCAGGUUAUCAUAUGCAUCAUUUGGUUGGCAAUUUUUCCACCAUUUCUGUAUCAGAAUAUGAAAACUGAAGAGGAUAAAGUUAUAGUAGAAUGCAAUGAGUGUUCAGUAGUCAUGUUCUUCUGCAUGCUGGGAUACUUGGGUAUCUUGGCCACUAUCAGCUUUGUUGUGGCUUUUCUAGUGAGAACUUUGCCAGAUAGUUUUAAUGAAGCUAAAUUUAUCAGCUUCAGCAUGAUUGUAUUUGUUAGUGUUUGGCUGUCAUUCAUACCAGCAUACCUCAGCACAACAGGAAAGUAUAUGGUGGCUGUAGAGAUAUUUGCCAUCAUAGCAUCUGGUGCUGGAGUAAUUAUUUGCAUAUUUGGCCCAAAAUGUUACAUCAUUAUUUUUAAACCACAUCAUAACACGAGGCAACACCUAAUAGGGAAUAUAAACUCUUCCAAGAAACUAUAG